This is a messenger RNA of Pezoporus flaviventris, 3064 nucleotides long. It is a transcript of the gene MRS2, whose product is annotated as magnesium transporter MRS2. Gene Ontology annotation, biological process: mitochondrial magnesium ion transmembrane transport; protein phosphorylation. The record is from RefSeq and is a predicted model, not a curated record. The coding region runs from base 30 to 1376 and encodes 448 amino acids. Lineage: Eukaryota; Metazoa; Chordata; Aves; Psittaciformes; Psittacidae. Gene Ontology annotation, cellular component: mitochondrial inner membrane. Gene Ontology annotation, molecular function: protein serine/threonine kinase activity; magnesium ion transmembrane transporter activity; ATP binding. The transcript has 11 exons.
GUCCCGCUUCGUGCGGGCGCUACGCGCCUAUGCUGCGCACCGGGCUGAUUCCCCGCGCCCUGCGCCGCCCUCGCGGGGCCGUGCGGAGCCGCCGCUGCUGCUGCACGGCCCGCAGCUGGGCGGGCGCGGAGGGCGGCGGGUCCCGCUUGGGGGCCGCCCUGGGGCUGCUGCCAGGCUCCGGCCGGCCAGCGGCCGUGGCUGUGCCGCUGUGCGCCCGGGGGCUGCGCUGGUCCGGUAAACUUUAUCAACAUGUCCCAACAGAGCCCUCCCAAGCCACCUUAGCUAGCGUGGCUCCUGUUUUUGCAGUGAUGAAGCUUGACAAAGAGGGAAAUGCUACCUAUUUUGAAAAGAAGAAAACAGAAUUGUACCAGGAAUUGGGUCUUCAAGCUCGAGAUCUAAGAUUCCAACACCUAAUGAGCAUAGCAGCUAGGAACAACAGGAUCAUCUUGAGAAUGGAGUUCUUGAAGGCUGUCAUAACACCAGAGUUUCUUCUGAUACUAGAUUAUCGUAAUUUAAACCUGGAACACUGGCUCUUCAAGGAACUAGCAUCUCAGCUGGCUGGGGAAGGUCAGCUGGUUACAUAUUCCCUGCCCUUUGAAUUCCGAGCCAUAGAAGCAAUCCUGCAAUACCGGAUCAGCAGACUACAGGGGAGACUUAACACUUUGCAGCCUCAGAUCCUUGAGACACUGGAAGCUCUAGUGGACCCCAAGCUUUUGUCUGUGGAUAGGAGUAAACUACACAUUCUCCUGCAAAAUGGCAAGAGCUUGUCAGAACUGGAAACAGAUCUUAAAGUUUUCAAAGAAACAAUUCUGGAGAUCUUAGAUGAAGAAGAAUUAAUAGAAGAGCUCUGUCUAUCUAAAUGGACUGAUCCACAAGUAUUUGAGGAGAGUGUAUCUGGGAUUGACCAUGCAGAGGAAAUGGAGCUGCUGCUGGAGAACUAUUACAGACAAGCAGAAGAUCUUGCAAAUGAAGCUCGUGAACUCAGACUGUUGAUUGAUGACUCAGAAAGCAUAAUCUUUAUCAACCUAGACAGCCACCGUAAUGUGAUGAUGAGGCUGAAUUUGCAGCUGACUAUGGGGACUUUUUCUCUCUCUCUCUUUGGACUCAUAGGAGUUGCAUUUGGUAUGAACUUGGAGUCCUCUCUUGAAGAGGACCCCAGGAUAUUUUGGCUGGUGACAGGGAUUAUGUUUCUGGGAAGUGGUCUGAUAUGGCGACGCUUGCUUUCCUUCCUUGGGCGGCACCUAGAACCUCCACUACCUCCUCAAGUUCCUGCAGUUUUGAAAAAAUCCCAGCCAGCAGCUGGAAGAGUGGACAUAAAGAACAACCUUAAAACAGAAACGUUUGGGCUGAACAGAAGCACGUUAACAAACCAAUAGAACAGCAGGAAUGAAGAGACUUUUGUUCUUACAGGGUGGACUUUGGACACUUCCAUUUGUUCUUCCUUACUGAAAACUGCAAGAAUUUCUAAACUUGCUAAUUUAUUAUUUUAUGCCAAAAAACUAUGGUGAGAUUUUAAUGCUUACACACAAAAGGAGAAAAACACCAGGGAAAAGGGAGAUAUGCUUUCACAGUAGUCUCACCUCACACCCCAUGUAUGUUCCAUUAGUUUUUUGUAUUGCAUACAUGUAUUUAUUUUGGGGGCAUUUCUGUCAAAUACUUCAUGUAAUGGCCUUUCUUAGUAUUUUCAGCUUAAAGGAUGGCAGCAGCCAGUGUUCAUUAAUAAUUCUUGUUCUGAGCUGCAGAUUUAGGAAUCUGACUUCCAAUGUCAAAGAAAGAAAAACACCCCAAAAAUGGCCUUUUUAAUGAUAUAUUUUUUUUAAGGCCUUUUUUAAUUGCAGAGAACAGAUUUUCCAAAGCAGAAAGCAUACCUGCACCUGUCCUGAAGCAUCGCCUCUAGAUUGACAGUAACCAAAAAUAAUGUUUCUGUUAUUUCAAGAGAGCAAUAACAGGCUUUGAAAUGUAGCUACUUAUCUUGGGUAUUCCUUAACAAUUAAUUCAGGUCCAAAAGGUAUGCAGUUUUAGUAACAGGAAAAGCAGCUUGUUGGUAAGACACCCUGGUGCUUGUUCUUUGGUACUAAGUCUGCAUGCAUUGACACAGCUGCAGUGUAACAGCUUCUCAUGCUGGUAAAAAGCACCAGACCAGUUGUUCGUUUCUCCUAAGCUAGGCUCUGCUUUUUUUUUUCUCUCCAACAAGACAAGACAAAGCAUGGACUAGCCUGCACCACAGUAGGAAGCCUUGUGUCCUGUGGUGAACUGAAGGAAGGAGUAAAAGUCUUACGCCCACUACUUGCAUUUUUCUUAGCACUUACCUCUGAACUCUGAGGGUGUAGUUCUCUGCUGGUUUCUCUCAGUCUGUAGAGGGAGCAUGAAAUCAUUCUAAAUCAGGUCACAAACUGUGUAUUUCUUUGAGUUUUUUAACCUCUCUGUAACAUACAGUGAGCAGCUCCUUAGGUGCCACCAAAUAAAUUACUGUAUUAGUAGGAACUGAAAAGAUGGUAGCUGUGAACAUUUUCACUCAGGACUAAUGAGUCAAAAAUGGAAAUGAAAAGGUACAUAAAUUAAAAUUAUACUGGCCUGUGAUCCUAGUUUGGUUAAAAUCAGUUUUAUGUAAUUGUUUUUAAACAGUUGUUCUUGCUCUGUGUGUGACUUCAACUACAGAUAUAAAAAGGCAUGAGAAGGUAAGAAAACUAAUGAGGUUUGUAAAGUUUUUGAGGUUUCUAGCUCGGGUUUGGUUGUUUUUCUUUCAGCCUUUUUACUAAGCAGGUAGAGAUGUAAGAAACCUCUAAACUGAACAGUCUGGUGGAAGAAACAAUGGCUCACAUACCUUGGUUGAUAAACCCAGGAAAGCUGAGUGUGUGAAGGGAUAUGGAUGCUGAUGUUUUCAACCAAGCUGUAGUUGCAUUAGGCCAGUACAGAAAUGUGUUGGUGCAGCUGUUUGAGAAUCUUUCAUGUGAGCUUUCCAAGCUCUGGCUUCUGCGCAGGGAGACUUCUGUGAACUGUAUUGAUUCUUUUUCCUGUACCUGACUGACUUAAAGCACAAUAAAAGCACUGAGAGAAAGACGCA